Fulvia fulva is the source of this 2223-nucleotide messenger RNA. RefSeq lists its product as uncharacterized. The coding region runs from base 1 to 2223 and encodes 740 amino acids. The transcript has 9 exons. NCBI's taxonomy places the organism in Eukaryota, Fungi, Ascomycota, Dothideomycetes, Mycosphaerellales, Mycosphaerellaceae. The record is from RefSeq and is a predicted model, not a curated record.
AUGGCGGACGACUUCUACAAGAAUCCGGAGGCUAUGCUACGAGCCUUGGGUAUGGGUGGCCCGGGAGGCUUCCCUAUGCCCGAUAUUGCUACACCAGAUUCCGUUCGCAAACAACGCAACGAACGCGUUGCGAACAUCUUCAAGGAUUAUCGCCUGCUACAAAACAUUCUGGAGGGGUACGAGAGUACCAUACAGAAACGUUGGCUGAAGAAGACCAAAGAACAGAAACGCAGAAUUCUGCUUGCGGCUUGGGAGGAUCUGACCAAACCGAAGACUCUUCUUCUGUUUCUGAAUGCGCGUGGUCGCAACCCGCCUUCGGACUUUGCUGCUGCUGACUUCGAAGCCAUGCACAUCGGUGUGAUCAACCAUGCCAUUUCUCCAGUGUUUCUGAAUGAGUAUGUAAUACUCUUCAAUGGCAAGACUGAAGAAUCCGAGUACGGUCAACUACUGUCCUGGGACGAUCAUCCCGAUGCUUUCCAGUGGCUACACACUCGCAAACACAUGCAGCCCGGCGAAGGUCUAUUGAUCCUUGAGUCUCAAGAAAAGACAAUCGACUUCCUCGUGAAGUGCGCCAAAGAGAUUCUACACGAUGUCAGCAUGGACAACCUGCUGGAGUCACCUUUCCAACCAGCACCGCCUUCUAUAUCCGAGCAGGAGACAGGUCUGGCGUCGUUAGCCUUGAUGAAAGCCGAAGCUGCCUAUCGACUGCCCGCCCGACUCGACUGGAACCGCAUCCAAAGUCUCUUAGCGGCCAAGCGUGAUGCUGUAGAAGACCACUUGUGGUCACUCCGAGAAGACCCAUCGUACUUCUCGUACACCAUGCGCGACGCCCGAGAGCAUCGGCAAGAGAUGCUGAAAGAUGCACGAGAUCAAACUCAUCCGGUCUUCCGGUUCAACAAGGAGGAGAUUCUAUGGGCCCGUGUCAUAGGUGAUGAGGUGACGAUCGCGCAUAUCCUACUUGAGCAGUGGACCGAGCUGCACAGGCGAUCAGUCGAGCUCGGAGAGCUGGAAAAGAAGUAUGCUUCCGAGAUCAAAGCAGAAGAUGACCUUCCAGAGGAGUAUCUCUUCGCCAUCCUUGGUUUCCGACAUGUUUUGACGCAGUUCACACAUGGUCCCAUCGGUCAGCUGAAAGUCUCAUUCCUUGCAUCCCCUCCAUGGAGAAAAUACUUCGUGCACCAGCCUCACGACGAUCCUAAGCAGACCUCAAACGUCCUCGUGUCCAAGCCCGGUGUUCACCUCCAAGACCCGGAGCGUAUCAUCCUAUGGCUAGUCCGCACACUCUGGCAGGACGAGAGGACAGUAUUUCUUCUGAGGAUGACCAACAUUGUGGAUCAGCUUCAGCACAUCAUCGACUCAGAUCCCCAGCCAAAGGACCUCAUAUCGUCGUAUGUGGCAGCACAAAUCGCCAACAUGUUCGAGGACCAGUUGGUAGACCUGCAGGACGAUAUCGAUGCGGACUUCGACAAGCGCCGCCAGCCAUGGGUGCGGCUCUUUAAUGCUACCAAGGGCAGUGAGACUUUGUUAGCCCGUUAUGGAGCACCCACGGAUGGUCGAUUCGAGUAUCCUGUCCAGAAGCGUAGGACGAAGGAGAAUACGGAUACUGCGACUCGGCGAUUGAUGUUGCAGCCUAGGCUGCUGCAGCGGACGCCUGAGUGGGUUGAACCGGAGUCUAAGCAGGGGAAGAAAGGUGCUCCUGCAAAUGACACAAUAGAGGCUCUCUGCAAGCCACUUUCCGAAAUCUACUUCGAUCUGGAGCGGCGGACUGAGAGCACAACCAAGAAAGAUCCCGCAGCACACCAGUCAAAGACAAAGCAAAAGACCCGCGGCGUAGGCGCUCCUGAACCCUCCACUGCAAACGACGCCACCGCACAGUCCAACCUCAUCUCCCUAGACCAACAGCCAACCUUCGAAGUCGACGCCCGCGCCCUCAAAGUCUUCAGAACCAUCUUCUACACACCCUCUUCCAACUCCAACCCCGGCGAGGUCCCAUGGAUGGACUUCGUUCACGCUCUAGUAUCGACAGGCUUCAAGCACGAGAAGUUGUACGGAAGCAUUUGGCAGUUCAGCCCGACGAGGCUGGAUGUAGAGAGGAGUAUACAAUUCCACGAGCCGCAUCCGAGUCCGAAGAUCCCGUACUGGGUUGCGAGACGGCAUGGGAGGCGGCUUAAUAGGGCGUAUGGAUGGGAUGGGGAGAUGUUUAGGUUGGCUGAGAAGAAGGUGUGA